Molecule: messenger RNA, 5181 nt
Organism: Poecilia reticulata (guppy)
Lineage: Eukaryota; Metazoa; Chordata; Actinopteri; Cyprinodontiformes; Poeciliidae
Source: RefSeq, a predicted model, not a curated record
GCUGUCGUCUGCUCUUUAAUGUGUAGGGAGCCUGGUGGGGGGGCGGACUUAGCCUGUGUGAUUGUGACAUGCAGUUUAAUCUUCAACUCUCCAUUGUUUAUUCCUGAAAGCAUCUUGCUACCUUUGCUUCCUGUCUUUACUGACUUUUUAGUAUUUCAGGGAUCAAAGAUGUUGGGUCCAUCACAAGUCAGAAGAAGGUGGAGGCUGACAGGGAAGCCGCAAGGGAUUUGACAAGAACAGGUCAGUCAGCUCAAGUGUUGUAAACAGUGUAGACGGCAGCGCAUCAGAUGCAGAUAAGUUGGGCCAGUAGCGGCAGGCAACUGGACGUUUAUCUCACGCCUGCUGCGGAGGUGUUUUAUAGACGAUCUGAAUGUGAUUACAGUUUUACUCCAACAAGCUGGAUAAAAAGAAUACAGAUAAGUAUGCAACAGAAAUUCCUGAUAAAGUCAAUGAAACUGGGCAGAGCAUUAAGACUUAAAGUGUGAGAAAUAAAUACCAAAAAAAUGAUUGUUUUUUUUUUAUUUAUUUUAUUUAGAAAUCAUCAACAGAUAUUGUGCCUAGUCAGUAUAUACAAAUUAAAAGUUCUGAGCAAAAGGGAAUCGGCAAGAGUUGGGAAGUCAGAGCAAAAUAGAAACAACAGAAACCCACUUAGAGAGGAUUUGAGAGAAUUACAUAACAGAGAAGUCUGUGUUUUUGUUCUUUUGGACUCCUAAUCUGAAGAUGAUUCUUAAAACACACCCAUGAGUGUAUUUAGUAAAGUUUGUUGACAAAAGAUGGACACAUGCCAUUGCUUAGGUAAUUGUGUUUGCAGUCUCUGCUCUCUUUACUCAACGAGAAGAAGCUCCUGAGGAAUGGCCCUGGCUGAGGCGACUCUUUCAAGUCUGCUGGUCCUGCUUAGUCUGCACACAGUUGCAGGUAUGUCUGGCUGGUCUGAAUGCUCAGAUGGCCAGGAUGUGUUAGCAAAAAUCAAAGAAAACAGCCUCACGGGAGACACUGUCGCCGAGUUUGUGGCAAACACGGACCUGAAAGGGGUUCGGUGGAGUCUGUCUGGGAGGGAUGCUGACUGGUUCUACUUAGACGGAAGAAACAUCCGGCUGAACACGUCAGCUGAAAAAAUUCUUGACCGAGAGACUCUUGGUCCAGUCUUAAUGGCGGAGCUAUCAUGUUAUGAGGAAGACAUGUUUCAGACCGUGUACAGAGUCAUGGUGGAGAUUCUUAAUGAGAAUGACAAUUUACCCAUGUUUUCAGAAAAAAGUGUACAAUCACUUACGUUGAACGAGCUCACUCCAGUAAAUGCUGUGGCUUUUACUGUGCAAGCCUCGGACGCUGAUGAUGAUAAGAUGCUUUACUCAAUUGACCAAACAAGCCCUGACGCUGAGUACUUCAAGAUUGAUCUGCCAAACAGUGGUGAGGUGAUCCUUUCCAAACCGCUGGAUUACGAGACUAAAACUCGGCUCACUGUCACCAUCUACGCUUCUGAAAUGAACACUGCUGAGCACUACAACACCAGCACCAAUGUCACCAUCAUGGUUCAGGAUGGAGAUGACCAGUACCCACGGUUUGUGCCCUGUGUGUUGCUGUUCCAGGAUGAGACCAGUCGAAUCUGCACCAGCCCUGCGUACAUGGUCAAUGUCACAGAGGGAGAAGAGGAUAUUGUGCUGGAAUUUUCUCCGGGUCCCAUUCAUGCGGUGGAUGGAGAUAGAGGCGUCAAUUCCUCCAUCAGCUAUGCCAUUCUCUCAGAAGAUGAAGGUGGGCAUUUCAGUAUCAACAGAGAGACUGGUGAGUUGAGACUGAUGAAGGGUUUAAAGGACAGACUCCUAACUCCUGUUGUGCAUCUUCAAGUCAUGGCGUACCAGGACGACGAUCCCAGGAAGUACUCUGUCGCGACAGUGCUGGUCAGGGUUCUGGCAGUGAACCAGUUUCAUCCAGAGUUUGAGCUGCCCGAAUACUGCGGCUUCGUCACAGCUGGAAAGAGUGCAGCCUCUCUGGUCAACACAUAUGGAAGCAAAGCUCUGAUUUUAAAUGUCCAGGAUCAGGACUUUGAUAAUGGUUUCAAUCCAAUGAUCUACUUUGGCCUUGGCGCUACAUCCAACCACACUGAUAUUUACCAAGUCACACAGAGCGGACUCCUGAUCGCAAAGACCAGUCAUCUCAAGCCGAAGCAGAAGCACAUUCUGGAGGUUAUGGCUGUUGACCAGGAAUCUGGUGACUCUGCUUAUUCUACUGUAGUAGUGGAAGUGUUACCUGAAGGACAACUGAUCCCUCACAGUCCUCUGGUAAAUGAACGCCUGACAGGCUGCACUGUGGGCAAAGCACUUUUCCUGAGCAUGGCGUUCAUGGGUGCAAUCGGAUGUAUCCUGUCUGUGUUGAUGUGGUUGAAGAGGAAACGCAAAGGAAUGAGAGACCCGCUGGAGAGAGGCUGUGUAGCCCAGGGCAAGCACCCCAAUGUGAGUUUACGCUGGUUCCAGCUGGUGAAUCAUCGUACUGGUAUGCCACAUAUGGAGGAGGUAUCCUUCCAAAAUGAGGAAUGUGGUACCUGCAAUCUUUCCUUUAGCUUCCCAGACAAACCAGACAGUGAUGCCACAAAGGACAUUCCUAUCUGGACAGGGCCCACUUCACCAACAGCAGCUGGUGUUACUGAGGCCCCUGCCCCCCUUCCCACUGAAAGCUUGCAAAGUCCUGUGAUCCUAAAUAACAAAGCUUCUACGGCAACCAAAAUUUCCUGCGGCUCACCCGACUGUCACCCUCCCAAGGAGGAUAUGAGCCCAACACAUGUGAUAGAUGCUGGCAGGCCGCCAAAGGGAAACACUAACCUACCAUGUGGGGUGACCUCAGGGCCUUCAGAAGAACAGUCUAACACUGAUUUAGACCCAGCAACAAAGGAAGACGCCAACCCUUCUCCUUUAAAUGAGCAGGAUGUGGAAACAAGCGCCUCAAACAACCUUGCUGAGUCAGCACCCUGCCCCUCCUCCCCAUCCAGCAAUGAAACGACUUCAGCAAAAAUGGACGACACACUUCCAAAAACUAAUGAGCAGACCCUCUCGCUUUCGCCGUCACUGUCACCACCACUCCCCAAGGAGACAGGUACGCCUCCUCCCACCCCGGAGCAUGGCCCUUUAAAAGCCACUUUGGUGCACAUAGACACAUCCCCAACUGACACCCCUCCAGAUUCACCAGAGGGAACAGGACAGACUCUGAAUGCUGAGGCAGACCAACCCUCCACCUCCCUGGACCACAUAUAUCCAACAGAAGACUUCGAAAGCCCGUCUCCGGACCGGAGGCCCUCGACAAACUCAGGAAAUACCUUCAACAGUCGUGGAGAGGAGGAUGAGGACGGUUUUCUAGGUGACGAUGAUGUGGACAAAAACAGCGAAGACGCCGAGAGUGACCGAACAGAGUUCAGAAGAUGGAGCAGGUGAAAUGAAUAUGGACGGCUAAGAGCUGAGCUGAGCACCAAGAAACACCGGACAGGUUCUGCUGAGGAACGGAUUACAGCACAGUCGGUGCAAGAACAGAAAACAUCCGGCAACACACAAUCAAGUGGAGAAAAUGCACAAUGCUUACUCUACAUAUUACAGUUUGUUUAGACGACAUUGACUAAUGAAAACCUAAUGCAGUUGAAAGGUGUUAAAAGAAUUUUAUUUUUGUUUGUCAUUGUGACUGAUUUUUUUUAAAAGAUUCACCAAAUAUCCAGACUUGCCAGUCAAUGACUACUGACCUGUUUCCAUGUUGGUUGAUUUCCAAACGUUGCGUUUAUGAAGUCAGGAAAAGCUCCACAUUUAAAGCCACGUGGGAAAGUAAAGCCAAAUUGAUUCUGCGUUGUUGUUCAAAGCUCUAAAAUAAGCAUACGUAUAAAUGUAAUAUUUGUUUUUCAACUUUAUUAUUUACCUCAAGGUUUGUUUUACAUUAAUGUAAUCAUAAGAUUUCUUUUCUUAGCACAAAAUAUGUUAAAAUUAAACAUAUAAAAUGCUCAUUUUAUAUGUUUAAUUUCAUUAUUUGCAUAUAUUAAAACAAUUUGUCUACUUUAAUAUAAUCUGCAAACUGCGGUUACUAUUUCAUCACGGCUGUAAAAUGAUUUGUAUGAAACAUUUAAUUUCAGGGCAUUAAUAAAGCCUUUCAGUCUAAGGAAGUGUUUACUUUACAGCGACGAAAGGAAGUUUGUGACAUUUCAAGGUUUUAAUCAACACAUCAAUGGUUGCACUUUAACCUGCUUAAAGAGAUGUAUAAUUACACAUGAAUAGUAGCUAACAACCACAGAUGUGUAUCUUGAGUGUGCUUGGAUGGAUCGAUCCAACCCAUUCCAUAAAGCAGAAAAGUUCCCACUAUAAGACAAAGCUGUGCAAGCUUUAGAGCUACAACAUAUAGAAAAAUGUCUGAACUUGUGUGACUCUUGAAACUUAGGAAAGUUCACUGUUUUGUCAUUCACACAAAUUAAAUGAAAUGUUUCUGCUCUUUGUCACUCAAAAAGCAAUACGAUGACGAAUAGAAAAUUUAACUCAAGAUUGUUUGAGUUAAAUGCGGAUGAUCUGAAGCCGGACAUUGUUUCUAUGUUGUUAAACAUAAAAAAGCACUUUCUUAACAGAAAUUCUAAAGUUAUCUUUAGGUUUUUAGAUGACAGAAAAAGUGUCCGAAAGUGGAAAACCCAAACGCAAAUACUAUGCCUUAUGCAACUGAGUAAUUAAGCAGGAUAAAAGAAAUAAACAGAAGUCAAUCAAUUUUAUGUUUUUUAUUGAGACUUUGUUCUCAGUCAAAAAACUUUAACCUGAUUGUUAGAGUGCUCAGAUUGCAGACCAUUGACUUAUUUUCAGUAAAUUCACAAGUCAAUUGCCUGUCGCUGCAGUGAGCAGUGUAAAAAAUAGAACAAAUUUUCAAACAUCACAGAAACGAUGCAAACAAGGAAGUUAUUACCAGUGGUUAUAGAUGUUGAUAUUGAUGAUAUAAGCAUAACAAAUGUGAGAAAGGAAAACUUUGAGGGAAGAGUAUUUUUCCCUUAACUGUUCAAAAAUUUUUUUUUUACUUGGCACACAAGUGAGUUAGUAAUUCAGCUAAAUCAAAUAAAACUAACAUAAAAAAAAGUUCAGCAAAAUCAGUCAUCAAAAAUACAAGUAACAUAUGUACACACACUCACAUGCGCACAUAAUUGAAAUGGCUAUGAACAACAAAAAACAAACAAAAAAAAAG